AUGAUGCACGCAGAACAACUCUUCCUGGCCUGCCUGAUGGGUCUGAUGUCCGUGUUCGGAGUGGCUGCCAACAUAGCAGCCCUGACUGGUUUGUGCUUGAGUGCUGUUAAGAGAAAACGAUUUUCUAAACCUGUACUUCUCUUCCUCAUGCUCUCUAUUACUGAUAUGGUGUUUGCUGGAGCUGUCAGUGCCCCCACCACACUAGCCCUCUUCAUCGGGAAGGACGUACUGGGACCUUACUGCAACUUCCACACUGUUCUUGCCAGAUGGUUACUCUACUUCCAAGCAGUCCUCCUGGUUACAAUAGGUAUUGACAGAGCUUACCUCUCGGUCAGACCUCUUCUUUACAGAAAAUACGGAUCUUUGAAGGAUUUCCUGGCUCUUGUAGCUCUAGGACUGGUUCUAACAGGCUUGAUCUCAAUACCCAAGCUCUAUCUCCAACGGUUCGUGUACAACCAAGGGCUGGGCCAGUGUGUGCUGUACGGGUACCACGACUCUAAGUCCGGCUUCUCCAUGAUCCUCAACGCAGCGGACAAGAUAAUAGGGAUGGGUGGGAUGCUGUGUCUCAUAGGAUGUAACCUUGUGCUGAUCUUCUCUAACCGGGGCAGGUCUCUGAGAGCGGGCUCCAAGUCCUCCAGGAAGCCGGCCCAGAAGCUGACUGUUAUUGCCGUGAUAGUCAUGCUGGUCUUCGUCAUCUCCGUUCUACCGUAUCUGGUUAUAAAGAUGUUGUUCAACAUUAAGAAGAGCUUGUUCGUGCCACCCUUCCACCCGUGGAUGAAGCGGGCUAUAGUGAGCUCCUACUUUCUAAUGCACAUCAGUUCCAGUGUUAACCCAGUACUGUACGUCCUGCAGGGGUUCGCUCCAAAGAAGCUGGUGGAUGUGAAGCUGUCCCUGAACAUCCUGGAGUCAGGUCAGAAGAGUGUGGCAAGUGCGGGACAGUUGAGGAGAUCUACUUUGGGGUUUAAGACCAGCGUGUGUUCCAUUACGAACUAUCCUGAGGGGGCUGGGUCCAGAGACAGACUGUAUAUAGUGAGGAAGGAGGGAGUGGGAGAGUCUGUGGAGCGCUCUGCAGAGGUGACCAACUCAAUAUGUCAUAUAGAAUAAACGUUUCAACAUUUUAGUAAUGCAAACAAUCAGAGUGAAAGUCAGCAGCGUAAAACGUUUGAGUUAUCUGGGAACCCCAGGCUGAUCGUUCAUAAACAUAGAAGAUAUUGCGGAAUGACAGGCUGAGCACCGCCCAGUAAUAUUUGAGUACCUUAGAUACACUGCUCAGAGUAACAUUGAACAUAUAAAAUAUAUAUAUUGCUAUUACCAACAUUCGAGACUCACUUCAUUCUCUUGCUCGGUGAAGACAGGACUUGUUGGAGUUUUCUUAAAAUCAUUGAAGACCAUUAUUUGUUAUCGGGUCAAUUAUAAACAUGUAACCUAAAAUAACAAUUACUUUUCAAUCAAUUUAUACAC
This is a messenger RNA of Bolinopsis microptera, 1461 nucleotides long. Its product is annotated as somatostatin receptor type 5-like. NCBI's taxonomy places the organism in Eukaryota, Metazoa, Ctenophora, Tentaculata, Lobata, Bolinopsidae. The record is from RefSeq and is a predicted model, not a curated record. Gene Ontology annotation, cellular component: membrane. The transcript is spliced from 4 exons. Gene Ontology annotation, biological process: G protein-coupled receptor signaling pathway. Gene Ontology annotation, molecular function: G protein-coupled receptor activity. Bases 1 to 1104 code for a protein of 367 amino acids.